This is a messenger RNA of Ceratosolen solmsi marchali, 270 nucleotides long. RefSeq names its product histone H2B, gonadal. The transcript has a single exon. The record is from RefSeq and is a predicted model, not a curated record. The annotation marks the transcript as partial. Gene Ontology annotation, cellular component: nucleosome. NCBI's taxonomy places the organism in Eukaryota, Metazoa, Arthropoda, Insecta, Hymenoptera, Agaonidae. Gene Ontology annotation, molecular function: structural constituent of chromatin; DNA binding; protein heterodimerization activity.
AAGAAGAACAGAAAGAAGCGCAGGAAGGAGAGCUACGCAAUCUACAUCUACAAGGUGCUGAAGCAGGUACACCCGGACACUGGUGUGUCGAGCAAAGCCAUGAGCAUUAUGAACAGCUUCGUGAACGACAUCUUCGAGCGUAUCGCCGCCGAGGCUUCGCGUCUCGCUCACUACAACAAACGCUCGACCAUCACGUCCCGGGAGAUCCAGACGGCCGUGAGGCUGCUGCUUCCCGGUGAGCUGGCCAAGCACGCCGUCAGCGAGGGCACC